This is a messenger RNA of Paramormyrops kingsleyae, 6302 nucleotides long. RefSeq names its product alpha-protein kinase 3-like. Gene Ontology annotation, biological process: protein phosphorylation; cardiac muscle cell development. The record is from RefSeq and is a predicted model, not a curated record. NCBI's taxonomy places the organism in Eukaryota, Metazoa, Chordata, Actinopteri, Osteoglossiformes, Mormyridae. Gene Ontology annotation, molecular function: ATP binding; protein serine/threonine kinase activity. Gene Ontology annotation, cellular component: nucleus.
AAGAGCCGACGGUAAGUUUCUGAAGAGGCGUCUUUGGGAAAUAGCAGACAGUGUGACUCGAUCGGCCGCAUUGGGACUCGGCGUGUUGACUGCAGCUCUUUGAAUGGAAAAGGCUCAAUCUGAGAAUCAUUGCUUUUGUCUAACACUGCCUCUGCAUGCUGAAUCCUCCUGGGGCGAAACCCAAAGGGCUUUCAUCCAGCAAAGCACACCCCAGUCUGCCACUAAACUCGGGGGGCCAGAGCAGCAGCGAUAGCCACCCCGAGGAGACAUGGGUUCCCGGAGACCCCUGAGCAGAUCCUACUCUGGAAACGGGAGAUCCGGCAGCCUGAACGGGGAGGAGGCCCUCAUUCAGGGCAGCCGCGGCGAUAGCCGAGGCUACCUGCCUAGUGUCAGGUCGGAGAGCAGCCUCUCCAGUCACAGGGUUUCUCUUUACAGACCUCUGAGGAGUACGCUGUGCAGCGUGAUGGCACAGUUAACAGAGGAGACUCAACCGUCAUUUGAGACCACCUUAAAAUCCAAGGCAGUGUCUGAAACUUGCAAUGUGAAGUUCACAUGUGUGGUUACAGGUCACCCACCGCCUGAGCUCACCUGGUAUAAAGACGACGUGGAGAUGGACCGGUACUGCGGCCUUCCAAAAUAUGAAAUAUUCCACAACGGGAAGACCCAUUCGCUCCAUAUUUACAACUGCACAGAGGAAGACGCCGCCAUUUACCAGGCCUCGGCCCGGAACGCCAAGGGCAUCGUGUCCUGCUCUGGCGUGCUGGAGGUGGGCACCAUGAAUGAGUACCAGAUCCACCAGAGGUUCUUUGCCAAGCUGAAGCAGAAAGCCGAGAGCAAACGGAAGGAGCUGGAAGAUGGGCGGCAGCGUGGCAAGGAGGAUGCUCGUCGCGGAGGAGAGCGACAGCGUGCUGCCGGGCUGGUGACCUCGCAGGCGGCUUCGCAGGCGGCUUCGCAGGCGGCUUCGCAGGCGGCUUCGCAGGCGAUGCAGCAGUCUCCAGGGGAGCUGGUCAGGGAGGACAAGCUGAAGGUGUGGUCACUGGGCAGGCAGACUGAGAAAAGGCUGGACCAUGAAUCCCAAGAAGCCACAGGGCCAGAGGCCCCGACGGAGAUAGCCAAUGGCUUCCCUGCUGAAAAUAACGAAGCUGACAGCACAACCGUGCAAGCGGAUGCUGUGGAAGACAAGAGCAAACAGGCUCUGACAUACACCUAUGAGGGCAUAGAGAACAGCACCACCAAGCAGCUGAGGAAGGACCUGCCAGCCAAGAAGAAGACUAAUGUCUGCAAUGGAAUGGACAGUGGGAACGGGCCCCGCGUGUCCGAGAGCAAGGCCGGCAGCGCGGAGGAAGGGAGCGAGGGAAGAAUGAGCCUGGCACAGUACAUGGCGGAAUCCCUGCGCUCUCAGGCCCUGGAGAGCGAGGCGCAGGACAGGGGGACCGAUGCAUGUGCCAGCAAGUGGCCAGAGACAGAGGUCAAGCACACUGGGACCAGUACUGUGGUGGAGCCCUGGGCCCCCGAGGCUCAGCAAACCCCGGGCUCAAACUUACAGUCACCCCUAACGUCCAUGUUCUUCUCCCUGAGAGACAUUUUCUUCGGAAGCACGAACAAGAAGGAGGGAGAGCGAGGGGGGUCCUUCGGAAAAGCGGACGACCUUGAUGUGAGAAGGGGUGAGAAAAUGGAAGUAGUUGUCCCAUCCCAGCAGGGAGUGGAUGAAAAACCAGAGGAAGCAGCCACAAUAAAGAUUAAUGAAGAAUCACUCUGUGAAAAUGUCAUGGGUGGAAAAAGACAACCUCAAACCGCAGGAUCGGCUCAAGAACCCCAUGAAGAUUCACUGGAACAGGACAGUAUGACCCCUGGAAGUCAUGGCCAGGAAAUUACAGGGAUAAGAGGCUGGGAGUCUCCGCCCGCGGCACCAGAACCCGGAGAAAAGGCGGCAGCUGAUCAGGUGGUGGAAGGAACGUGCAGCAGCCCGGAAAGCACGCCAAAGGGAACGUGCAGCGGCACAGAGAGCACAGCAAAGGCCCUGCCCACAGCGCUGUGUGCUGAAAACCAAGGUGAACCCACUAAACAAGACACAUCCCUCGUCUCACGUGCUCUGGAUGAACACGGGUCACCUGAAGAGCGGACCAAAGCGGACACCCAAUACGCCCAGACGCUGCAGAGCCAGGCCUCCGGUGAUGUGGCUCAGCAUGAAUGUUCUCAGUCUGAGGACUCAAAUGUGGAAAGCACCAGUGUAAUGGAAAAUGCUUCGGAAAGGAUGACCUCACCAACGAUGAGCCAAGGCUCACUGGAAAACACGAGUGAAAUUCAGGAAAGUGUGGGUGACGAGGAAAGUAGUGAGAAGAGCACAACACCAAGCCUCACUGAAGUAGAGAGGGCUGAUGUAAAAGAGGUAGGAAAGACAGAUAGUCAGCAGAAUGAAAUCAAGCCAGCACUAGACCUUCCAUCUGAGGAAGAUCCCAGUACUAUAACAGAGACACACAAACUAAUGUCUCUGGAAUUACCACACCUACAGCUACAGGAAGAUGUUAAAAUGGAUACAGGCAUGACAGAACCUGAAGUGGAACUUAAUGAAUCUGCUGAAACAAGUCUAGAACCUUCCAUUAUAGAUUUUUUCAUACCAGAUGUACAAGACCAAGAGCAUUUAAAGACACCGCAUGUACUGUUACAAGUUAAUGAUGGUGGUGAGCUCUCAUGUGAAAACACAUCUGUCACUAAGCAGUCAUAUUUGGAGCUGCCCCAGGUACAGCCAGACAUAGCCCUGGAGCCACUAAACACUGAAAGUCACCCUGCAGUAAUUCUGAAAAGUCAAAGGGAGGGAGCGACCUCCCCAACACCAAGGGUAGUGGAAGACAUGACACAUAUGAUUAAAGAAUUAAAGACAGAUUCUGGCAGUGCCACAGAGACUCUAAGUGAGGGUACCAGAGAAACAUUCUCCACUAAUGAUCAUGGUGAGCUUGGAGAAACAGAAGGUGCACCUGAAAUAGAAGUGUUUUCUGUGGAUACACCAAUGCAUGAGGAGGUACCAAAGUUGGUGACCGCUUUGGAUACUCCUCUUUUGAUUACACGCACGGGAGAUGAUCGGUGUUCCAAAGCAGAAGCAAAGGACUCAACGUCAUUGAUCAGCCUUCUCCGGGAAGUCAAAAACAGCCUUGACACAGAGGGCAGAAGCAUGUCUCCAUCUUUAGGAAAAAAAGAGAAGACCAGUUCACUUCUGAAGCCAACUGACAAGAACCCAGAUGCAAGGGAACCAAAAGAACUCCGUUCUAGGGCUGUUCUGACUGAAAUGCUCUCACCUGAACAAACAAGUUCUCCAUGUGUGCUUCUGAGUCCACCUGAGGCCCCUCUCAGAAAAAUCCCACUCCUUAGUGUAACUGAAGCAGACAGUGAUGACCAGCCCAAAGGAGGCAGAGCGGACUUUCCUGAUAACGGGCCUCUUCAGAAAGACGAACCUGCAACCAAAACAUCAAGACCCACAAGCCCGUUGCUGCCUCCACUGAGUCCCACAAUGAAGCGUCGAUUUGCUACAAAGGGGGUUUCCUGUUUGGACACUCAGGGGCCAACAGCCAUUCCUGUGAUUCAAAUAGAGGGUGCCAUACCUGCAGGGAGAACGGGAGAGGAGCAGAGCUGUAGGAACACCACAGCAGUUACCGCUACUGGUGAGAGUAGCCCCCAGCUGAGGAGGGCCGGCAGCCUGAGCCUCAUCCCCUCAGCUACCCCAGUGGAGCUGGCUUUGGGGGCGCGCCGCAAAAUCCUCAUACCCAAAGGCAAAGAGGAAGCGGACAACACGACGACAGACAGCCAGGCAAAGAGGGACGGGAUGUCCAGGAGAUGCAGGUCCUCCCUGGAACAGGAAACACCCUACAGUUCACCUGGGCAGACUCGCAGGUCUUCUGUCUCACAGACCCCCCCACCAGAGAGACGAUCCCCCCUAGUCACUCGCAGGAAGGCUGCACUCGAUGUACCACCACAGCUGGAGAAAGCGGGAGAGACUAAUGAUCCAGAGACCAGUAUAAAAUCCACGGAGAAGCAAAAGAGGAAUCCCUUCAAAGCUCCUCAGGUCAUCCGUAAGAUCAGGGGGGAGCCUUUCCCUGACGCAGCGGGACACUUGAAGCUUUGGUGCCAGUUUUUCAACGUGCUCAGCGACUCCACUAUCAAGUGGUACCGAGACGAAACUGAGAUCGCGGAAGUGACCAGAAGGUCAGGAGACGAGACCCAGGUGGCAUUAGCCAUCGUCCAAGCAUCCAGCAGGGACUGUGGGGUGUACAACUGUUCAAUCAAGAACGAGUUUGGGGCAGACUCCACGGACUUCCUGCUCAGUGUAGACAUGCUGUCAGAGUUCUUCCUGCGAGAAGAUCUGGGAAUUGGGGAGGAAGUGGAGAUGACACCGAUGGUCUUCAACAAAGGCCUGGCCGACUCCAGGUCCCGGGGAGACAAGUUCUUUGGACGUAUUGUGAUAGAGGAGGCCCACUUAGGAGAGAGCUGCACUCACAAGGCCUGCAGGGCAAAGGUCAUCUAUGGAUUACAGCCCGUCUUUGAUUCAGGGAGCACCUGCAUCAUCAAAGUACGAAACCCCAUUGCAUAUGGGACAAAGGAGGACAGCAAUCUGACUGAGCGAAACUUAGACAUUACCAAGGAGGACUGCAAGGUGCAGAACAUGGCUCGAGAAUACUGUAAGAUAUUUGCUGCUGAAGCGCGGCUGAUAGAAGGCUUCGGCCCGACACUGGAGAUCAUUCCCCUCUACCUGAUUUACCGGCCUGCUAACUCUGUGCCCUAUGGCACUGUGGAGGCUGACCUGAAGGGUGUGUUUCUCCGGUACUCGCUGAUGGACAGUUCAGGCCGGCUGAUCAUGAGAAACGUGUCCCUGGUGGAGCAGAAGUGUUGUGCUUUCCAGCACUGGAUCCACCAGUGGACCAACGGCAACCUGUUAGCCACUCAUCUGGAAGGAGUGGAUCACAAGAUAACUAACAUUGGAAUAGCAACAAAAACAAAGGGGUAUCAGGGCUUCUCAGAUAUUGCAAAGCCACAGCUGUUCCAGCAGUUUGUCGCUCAGCACCAGUGUAACCAGUACUGUGGUCUCUUGGGCCUACGCUCACUGAAAACCACUGACUCCCUGCAGCCACCAGCCAAGCCCAAGGGCUCCCGGAGUCCCCUGCAGGGACGGAAACUGGGUCCUGGGUCCUCAAGCCCACAGGCAGCCAGAAAAGCUACCUCUAGCCCUAAGGUAGCCAGGAAAACAGAGUCAGGAGAAUCAACAGCAAAACAUAAAACUGUGGAGCCCCCCAAGAUUGUCAGAAUGAGACUACCAAUGAAAACUUUUGAUACUGCACCCAUGGAGAUGACGGAUUAUGGACAGACCAGGACCUGAAGCCUCUAAGAUGUCUGAGGAGCAGAUGUGUUGUAGAUGGAAGAUGAAGGCCAUCUCUGUAGUAGUGCCAUGAUUGGGUGUUUGUACGUUGACAGUAAAUGUUGGUUUAACCCCAGCAAUAAUGAGGUAAAGUGAUGGAUUUUGAACUCAAAAAGGAUCCUUAAAAUCCACUGUGAAAAUUACUCACAAUUCCUCCGCCCGUGAUUCAUCCAUUUGAGUACUGGAGGCCCUGCUAACUGUAGCAGCAUUUUCAAUAUUGCAAGGGACACAGAUUGGGUUCAGUCCGGAGUUCGUGCGGUGAUGGUCCCAGUCACAUGCUGACGAGCGCGGGCAUCCAGUCACCAUGGAUCUUCUGGCCGAUGCUGGCUACAGAAUGUCUGCUGGUAAAAUUCACCUUUCUGUGGCUACUCUGUCUGAUGAAAGUGACGUGUCAUUGUGGCAGUACAUUGUAUGUACCCAAUCUCACGAUAUACCGAUUGCAGCAGGCAGAGGGUACGGCCUACACCCCCCAGGCUGUCAUUUACCAAGCAGAAAGCUGAAACUCAAUAUGUGGAGAAAAAGGACUGAGAUCGAUUUGUGUUUCCUGCAGUGUGGGCAGGUUUGAGGUCACUUCCUGUGGUGUUUUACUGUAAUGACUGGCUGUUUGUGUCAGCCCAGUGGGUUGUCUGUUUCUAGGGUCUGUGUAGCCACAGAUUCUGUGCUUUCUAGGGUGACGCUGUUUCGUGUGCAUUUCUGUGUGCAGGGCUACGUUUUCCGUACCCAUACCACUGCUGUAAUCUGGGAAAUUAGGGUUCUCUUUGUAAAAGAAAAAAUGUUUAUAAAUAACAUCAUAAUGUAAUGCUGGAUAUACAUAGAUAAAUGCAAUAAUCGGAGUAUCAUGUAAGCAAAAUGAUUACCUUUAUAAAAUAUAUUUAUUAUAUAUAUGUAAUAAAAAACC